UUUACUUUUGCUUCCUCCGUACUCUUCCCAAAGCGAAGAAGAAUCCGAGCAGAUCGUUUACCUCUCUAAGAUCCGUUCGGAGGUUUUCGCUUGAGCUCCGUCAUUGUCUGGAUUCUCUUCGCCGUCUUCUUCUUCUUCUCUGAUUAAUCAACAGGUUAUUACAUUAGAUCGUUUCCUUAGAAAUAUUGAUAAUUUAGUCCUUCAUGUCUCAAAGUUUAUAAGAUUGUACCCAUACAUUUAUAAAUGAGACAAAUUAACCCAUUCGAGACAGUCCAAUUCGACCAAUUGUCUUGUAACUCUAAUGCAUAGCAGUUUGAGUUUGAUUUUGAAUUGUAAUGGUUGUGUUUGUCUUAUUUCUAAAUCCAGGUUUACAAGAGAAGCAGCUAAAGUUAUGAUCAGUGUAUCAGUAGAAGGAAGUCCUGGUCCGGUAAGGACUUUGGUUAAACUGAGUUGCAAUGUCGAAGAAGUGAUCAAGAUGGUUGUGGAAAAGUACGGUAAAGAAGGACGAACACCGAAGCUCGAUAGAGAUCUUACCUUUGAACUACAUCAGUCUCAUUUCAGUAUCCAAUGUUUGGAGAAAACCGAAGUAAUUGGUGAAAUAGGUAGUAGAAGUUUCUACAUGAGAAAGAGGGAACCGGAGAAUCGGAUUACGGUGAGAAGGAGUCUUCCGUCUUCAUCGAAUUUAAUCGAAUCUUUCAUCGCACAAAAGAUUGGGAGGAUCGUGAGGAGGACAAGGAAGAUAUGGAACAUGUUGGUAUGUGCUCAAUGAACUACAAACCCGUAUUUGUUUCAUUGAUAUGUUUUGAUGGGGCAACACAUAAUAUUUACUUGUGCUAGCUCAAACUUAAUUCAAUUGGUUCACUUCUUUGUAUAAAUGUCUUCAUUGUACAACAUAGAUCUAUAUAUACCUAUAGACUAUAGGUAUAUUUAUAUAUUUGUCAAUGUACUCUACUACGA
Messenger RNA from Camelina sativa (false flax), 957 nucleotides. NCBI's taxonomy places the organism in Eukaryota, Viridiplantae, Streptophyta, Magnoliopsida, Brassicales, Brassicaceae. The record is from RefSeq and is a predicted model, not a curated record.